This is a messenger RNA of Symbiodinium natans, 2967 nucleotides long. NCBI's taxonomy places the organism in Eukaryota, Dinophyceae, Suessiales, Symbiodiniaceae. The record is from the annotation of a GenBank genome assembly.
AUGUCGUCAGACACUUACACGAUGCAAGAACCCCAAGACCUGAGCAUGCAGCAGCAGCGGUCAGUGGACCCACAGGAUAGGCUGAUGGAUUGUGUGCCACCACUUGGUGCACCUGUGAACAGGGAUGAAGAGGUGGCACGUGCUGCGGAGGAGGCUGCUUCUGCAGCUUCUCUGAUGCGCCUGGCAUCGGAGGUGUCUCUGGAGGCACAUGGCUACGUGCCACUCCGCCGCCUCGGGGGCUCGACCACGGCGACGGUGAUGGUGGUGCAUCGGCUGGGCUUGCCGGAGCGGCAGUUUGUGGUCAAGGCCAUCGCCCUUCGCGGCCUGGACGCGCAGGGCCGCCUGCGCGCUCUCAAGGAGAUACAGAUCCUGAAAAGCUUACGGCACGAGAGCAUCAUCGAGUACAUCGAGAGCUGGUGGAUAGGUGCUGGCCCUGACUCGGGACGCCUGACACUUGUCAUGGAGUGCGCUGAGAACGGCGACCUGCGUGUGCCGGUGCAAGCUGCGGGCCAGACCGGGAAGCACUUAGAGGAAGUCCUGAUCCUCAGCUGGCUUCAGCAGAUGCUGAGGGGUUUGGACCAUGUCCACCAGAAGGAAAUCAUUCACAGGGACCUGAAAGCAAUGAACGUGUUCCUAAAGGACACGUGGCGGACGUGCAAGCUGGGAGACUUCGGAAUCUCAACCGCGCUGAAAAGUGGAAAGUCGGCAUCGGGCUGCGUGGGCACUCCUGCGUACAUGGCCCCCGAACUUCUUUGGAAUCAGCGCUACGCGUCGGCUGUAGACAUGUGGGCCAUCGGUGUCGUCCUGUACGAGCUCAUGGCCCUGAAGUUGCCUUUCUGUGGUUCCAACGUCCUGGCUCUCGUUUACCAGAUCGCGUUCAACACCCAUGAUCCCGAACCCCUGCAGCUUGGAGGCUAUUCCGCUCCCUUGGUUGAGCUCGUCGCGCGGUUGCUAGACAAGGACCCCACGCAGCGGCCCAGCGCGUGCCAGCUUCUGAGUGAGCCUUUGUGGGACAGUUUCUCUUUCGAGGCUGCCGGGACACUGGCAGCAGCUUCCUUCAACGAAAGCUUGUCGUCCAACCUCUUGUCGCAUGCCCGCCUGGGUGAGCUCUGCCAGGCUGAGCAGGCUGAGCAUGUCAGCACGCCAGGGCUCACCGUGCCAGCGCCGCAGAUGCCCACCGGAACUGGCAGCGACUGGGGCGAUGCCAUCGCUCUGUUGGCAUCGAUGGGUACUGACAUGUCCGGGAUGGUACCUGCGACCUUGGCUACUGCUGAGUCGCUGGGGAGUGUGGUGUCGGACGUCAAGCUUUGGGAGGAAAUCUUGCGUACCAGAGAAGAAAGUGACGCCAUCUCCCUUGAUCGUUUCGAGGAGCUGUUGAGAUCCAUAGGCAGCUCCAAAUCUGAUGUGCCUGCACCAGCACCGCCGCCGCCUCCGCCGGUGCCCUGUUUAGAGGAGCCACAAGAAGCUUGUGGUGUCAGCCCGGCUCCACAAGUCUAUGAGGAGGCCGAGGCGAAUCUAGCCCGUGCCGCUGAAGAUGUGGCCUUUGCGGCUUCGCUUCACAGGAUGGCUGCGGAGAUCUCCCUCGAAUCGCAUGGUUACCAGCCACUCCGCCGCCUCGGGGGCUCCACCACGGCGACGGUGAUGGUGGUGCAUCGGCUGGGCUUGCCAGAGCGGCAGUUUGUGGUCAAGGCCAUCGCCCUUCGCGGCCUGGACGCGCAGGGCCGCCUGCGCGCUCUCAAGGAGAUACAGAUCCUGAAAAGCUUACGGCACGAGAGCAUCAUCGAGUACAUCGAGAGCUGGUGGAUAGGUGCUGGCCCUGACUCGGGACGCCUGACGCUUGUCAUGGAGUGCGCUGAGAACGGCGACCUGCGUGUGCCGGUGCAAGCUGCGGGCCAGACCGGGAAGCACUUAGAGGAAGUCCUGAUCCUCAGCUGGCUUCAGCAGAUGCUGAGGGGUUUGGACCAUGUCCACCAGAAGGAAAUCAUUCACAGGGACCUGAAAGCAAUGAACGUGUUCCUAAAGGACACGUGGCGGACGUGCAAGCUGGGAGACUUCGGAAUCUCAACCGCGCUGAAAAGUGGAAAGUCGGCAUCGGGCUGCGUGGGCACUCCUGCGUACAUGGCCCCCGAACUUCUUUGGAAUCAGCGCUACGCGUCGGCUGUAGACAUGUGGGCCAUCGGUGUCGUCCUGUACGAGCUCAUGGCCCUGAAGUUGCCUUUCUGUGGUUCCAACGUCCUGGCUCUCGUUUACCAGAUCGCAUUCAACACCCAUGAUCCCGAACCCCUGCAGCUUGGAGGCUAUUCCGCUCCCUUGGUUGAGCUCGUCGCGCGGUUGCUAGACAAGGACCCCACGCAGCGGCCCAGCGCGUGCCAGCUUCUGAGUGAGCCUUUGUGGGACAGUUUCUCUUUCGAGGCUGCCGGGACACUGGCAGCAGCUUCCUUCAACGAAAGCUUGUCGUCCAACCUCUUGUCGCAUGCCCGCCUGGGUGAGCUCUGCCAGGCUGAGCAGGCUGAGCAUGUCAGCACGCCAGGGCUCACCGUGCCAGCGCCGCAGAUGCCCACCGGAACUGGCAGCGACUGGGGCGAUGCCAUCGCUCUGUUGGCAUCCGUUCGAAGCGAGGAGGUACUCGACAGUAUCACUGGCGAGCGGAUCCCCAGCAGAGACGUGGAAGCGUUGGCGACAGCAUCGCUGGGCAGCUAUGUCACAGCAGAACAGUUAUGGGAUGGUUUGCAGAAAACCAGACAUGAGAGUAACACUGUGGAACGAGGUCAACUGGACGACUUGCUGGAUGAACUUCACGGCAUGCUGCCGCCUCCGCCGCGGCCCCCACCCCCGCCAGGCGCAGGAGAUGAAAAGCCGGCGGCAGCAGCUGAGCCAGCUGACCCUGUGGAGGACUCCUUUAAGCUGGCUGCUCGGGUGGACCUCUUUCUGAAGCGACGAGGUCAGCACACGAGUCCUCCAAUCUGA